Molecule: messenger RNA, 1462 nt
Organism: Equus caballus (horse)
Lineage: Eukaryota; Metazoa; Chordata; Mammalia; Perissodactyla; Equidae
Product: interferon-induced transmembrane protein 3
Biological process (GO): host-mediated suppression of symbiont invasion; response to interferon-beta; type I interferon-mediated signaling pathway
Cellular component (GO): plasma membrane
Source: RefSeq, a predicted model, not a curated record
GAAUAAACAACUGCCAGCCACUCAUAAAGAGCCAGGGGACCGCCCCCUCCCCAGGCCCCCCAUGAGUCUCCUUUGUUUUCGAUCCCGAUCCCCUUGACAUAACCAGCCUUUGGGCUGCUCGUUUGGUUUUCUUUGUGUUUCUCUCUUCCUGUGCUUUAAAUUCCUCCUCUUAUGUUUUAAAGUCACCAAUAGAGAGUGAGCCCUGGAAACUCUAGACCCCUCCCUUGACUCCGAUUGCUCUCUGUCUCUCUCUGGCCCCAGGACUUGUAAGUAAUAAGCUUUUUUCUCCCAUGUUUCCUGAUGGUUACUGCUGAAGGGCGUCUUGCAAUCAUAAGAACCAUGAGGGCUGGUCCAGGGAGGGGAGAUGUCUGUGGAAAGCUCAGCAGGGUCCAGGUGAGUACCCCCAGGCAUUGCUAGCCGAUAGCCUUACCCUCGGUAGGUGGAGACGGCACAAAAGGACAACAGACUUCAGAGAGGAGGCGUGGGACUGCCCAGGUGUGGGCUCUGGGGGGAGGACUCCCUCUGGGCCUGGAGUGUGGAGUCUGAAUGAGGGCCUUGUGGGGGCCCUGGCUGGGGAGAGUGAGGUUCUGCAGCAGGCUUGGGGCUGGGCUGCGGGAAAGGGUAGAUGGCUCCCAGUCCCCAGGGCUCAUCUACACCCCUGAAGGAGGCGGGUCAGUAGGGACAGGACCAGACCUGAUCGCCUGGGACAGGAAGCCCCUCUUAGACCACAGCCCUUCCUCCAACCCUGCCCUAGUGUAAUUUGACACUCAAGUCAUUUGUUCUGUCCUCCUGGUACCCAGCCAAUUCCCGAUUUCCCCAAAGCCAGGAAAAGGAAACUUCAGAGAAACCGAAACUACUGGGGAAAGACAGGGCCCACUGAGCACCAUCCAGCCUUCCGGACCACAGCUCGCCCCAUCCCGGCACCAUGAACCGCAGUUUCCAGACCUUUGUCAGUGGCGCCCACACUGGUGUCCCCCCGACCUAUGAGAUGCUCAAGGAGGAGCAUGAGGUGUCCGUGCUGGGGGCACUCCGGAGCUCAGCUCCCGUGACGACCACCGUGAUCAACAUCCACAGUGACACCUCCGUGCCCGACCACAUCGUCUGGUCCCUGUUCAACACGCUUUUCACAUACUGGUGCUGCUGCCUGGGCUUCGUGGCCUUCGCCUACUCCGUGAAGUCUAGGGACCGGAAGAUGGAGGGCGACGUGACUGGGGCCCAGAGCUAUGCGUCCACUGCCAAGUGCCUGAACAUCGCUGCCCUGGUCAUGGGCCUCCUCGUGAUCAUUACAUUCUUCAUUAUUUCUUGCCUCUGGCUGACUGAUCUUUUUCCACACAUUUUAGCGAUCAUAAUGAGUUCCAGAGACUACUAGCAGCCGUGCGUGGCCUGUGGCUACCCCAGCCUUCACAGCACUUUAUACACACAUCUGUCUACACUUGAAUUCAAUAAAACGCUGGUUUGAGGA